UUUGAUUUCGGCUGGAAAGGAACGACCCAACAAUGAAAGGAUUGCCAACAACUUACGAUCCGACGGAGCGGAUCUGGAGUGGAGCCAAGCGGGUUAACACCUACUCCGAUGAGACAUCCCUUGGUAGUAUAAUAUUCAAAGUGAUGAAGAACUGGCCCAGAAACGUUUGUCAGAUAAACGAUGUGGAUGGUGUGGAAAUGACCUUUGAGCAGGGGAUUACUUGGGCCAUUCGAAUCGCCCAGAUCCUCAAGAAAAAGGGACUGAAGUAUCCGGAUAUAAUUUGCAUCGCGGCCAGAAACUCUACAUACGUAACUCCUGUGGCAGUGGCAUGUCUUUUAAAUGGAACACCAUUCCAUGCGGUCAAUCCCGUGUCGGACGAAGCCACCUUGAAACACAUUUUCUCGAUAACCAAACCAACUGUGAUAUUCUGCGACGGUCAGGACUACGAGAAACUCCGAGCUUCGACUGAAGGAUGGAAGCCAGAACUUAUCACGGUCACAGACUCCGUUGAAGGAGUGCCCCAUAUCGACAGCCUUCUUGAGCCAACUACCACAGAAAUGUUUUACCAGCCAGAACCUCUAAAGGAAGGAGGUGAACAGACUGCGGCAAUCCUCUGCUCUUCGGGAACGACUGGCUUACCCAAGGCUGUCUGCAUUUCCAACAGAACUCUUUUUAUGGAUAACUUUAUGAUGAACAGCGAAAUGGUUGUGUAUUCCGCCAGUGGUCUAGAUUGGUACAGUGGCCUAAGCUUAUUCCUUUUCAGCACUGUGGUUGGCUGCACCCGGAUUAUAACUAACAAACCAUUUUCACCGGACUACUUCGUCAAGCUUGUUGAGAAGUACAGGAUCAACACAGUUAUUUUGCCUCCACGCCAUAUGUCUACCCUGAUCGCAUUUUCCGGGGCAACUAAAGAAGCCUUCGCCUCCAUUCGUAGUGUGACCUAUGGAGGCGGCUUUACGUCCAUGACCACACUGAAGAAAAUGCAAGAGCUCUGUCCAAAUGCAUUCCUGUGUUCAGGAUACGGAAUGACUGAGGUGGGAGCAGUAUCCUUUAAUAUUGGACUCGGAAAUGUCAACACUGCAGGCAAGCCGAUACCGGGCAUAAGGAUCCGGAUCGUGGACGAUGAUGGCAAGAGUCUGGGUUACAACGAGCAGGGCGAAAUCUAUGUGCACACAGGCCUUCCGUGGAAAGGAUACUUUGGUAACCCCGUGGAGACUCAACGAACGCAGGACUCCGAAGGGUGGUUUCAUACUGGCGAUCUGGGGUACUUUGAUGACCAGAACCAGCUCUAUGUGGUGGACCGCAAGAAGGAGAUCCUCAAGUACCAGGGAAACCAAUACUGGCCCUCUGAGAUCGAGGGCGUCAUCUCAGAGUUGCCCGACGUGGAGGAAGUGUGCGUCAUCAGCAUCUACGAUGAGCAGCAGGGCGAUGCUGCUGGUGCUCUGGUGGUGAAGCGUAAUGGUUCCUCAGUUACCGCUAUAGAGAUUGCGGAUCAUGUGGCCAAGAGACUUCCCUCUAUUCAAAAGCAGCUCCAUGCUGGCGUUCAGUUUACGGACAAGCUACCAUCCAAUCCCAAUGGAAAGAUACUUCGUCGGGUGGCGCGACAGGAAUUCGAUGCGAGAAAGGGGUCUGUGAAAUAAAAUUUCAGGAACCCUCCUGAUAAAAUUAAAAAUUAACUGAUAGUGCCAAAUGAGAAUUUUGCUGUACAAAAUUAGAUCAAUUUAUAUCAAUUAAAAACAAGAGAGAAUGCUGUAGUCGACUUCCCUGACUAGCAGAUACCCUUUACUUAA
This is a messenger RNA of Drosophila sechellia, 1790 nucleotides long. Its product is annotated as 4-coumarate--CoA ligase 1. Bases 33 to 1640 code for a protein of 535 amino acids. The record is from RefSeq and is a predicted model, not a curated record. Gene Ontology annotation, molecular function: long-chain fatty acid-CoA ligase activity. NCBI's taxonomy places the organism in Eukaryota, Metazoa, Arthropoda, Insecta, Diptera, Drosophilidae. The transcript is spliced from 5 exons. Gene Ontology annotation, biological process: fatty-acyl-CoA biosynthetic process; long-chain fatty acid metabolic process.